AUGAAUAUCGAGUCCGCUCAGGCGUCGUUGCUGAACCUCGAGGAGGAGAUCUCGAAGCAGACAGCUCUCGUCAAUGAGCUCCGGACAAAGAACGCGGAGACGAGUGCUUUGGAGGAAGCGAAGAAGAAACUGGGCGAGCUGAAGAAGACGCUGGCGUUGAGCAAAGGCGCGGGAGGAAGCAAGGAGGGGAAGAAGAAAGAGCGGCUGCUACUGAAGACUGCCAAGGGAACCCGAGACUAUGGACCAGCCGAGAUGCACUGCAAGGAGCACAUUGAGCGCACCGUGAAGGCCGUCUUCUCCCUUUAUGGUGGCUCACAACUGGACACGCCUGUCUUCGAGCGGAAAGACAUCCUCACAGACAAAUACGGCGAAGACUCAAAGCUCAUCUUUGACUUGAUGGACCAAGGUGGAGAGCAACUAGCGCUACGCUACGACCAUACUGUGCCAUUAGCACGAUGGCUAGCAAUGCAGGGCAAUGCGGCCAGCAGCACUGGACAGAGUAAAAUCUGGCAAGUGGGGAAGGUGUACCGCAGAGAUAACCCAGUGAUGAGCAAGGGCCGAAUGCGGGAGUUCUCACAAGCUGACUUCGAUAUUUCCGGCGUCUGGGACCCGAUGAUUCCAGACGCAGAGAUCAUAUCGUUAGUGGCCACUGUCUGCUCGAGGUUGGAUGUCGGGGAUUUCCUGAUCAAGAUGAACCACCGAAAAAUCCUGGACGGUAUCUUCGAAGUUUGCGGCGUCCCGCCAGAAAAGAUCCGAACGAUCUCCUCUGCUGUAGACAAACUCGAUAAGCUGCCUUGGGCCGAGGUCAAGAAGGAAAUGACAGUGGAGAAGGGUCUGCCAGAAGACAUUGCAGACAAAAUUGGCGAAUACGUCAAGCUAAAAGGCGGGCCCGCACUGCUGGAGCAGCUCAAAGCGGAUGAAGUACUCAUGGCAAAUAAGAGCGCAAAGCAAGGUGCUGAGGAGAUGACAAUAUUGUUCACGUUAUUACGAGCAUAUAGAUGUCUAGAGAAGGUAUCCUUUGACAUGUCGCUAGCCCGCGGACUGGACUACUACACCGGUCUCAUCUAUGAAGCCGUCGUCGAAGCCUCAGCACCCCCAGCCUUCAAAUCCGCCGACGCGCUUGCGGGCACCUCCACGCCCGCACCCGAAAAGCCGAAGAAGAAGGCGUCGCCCAAGUCUACCGACGGCUCCCUCGAAGAGGAGGAGGAGAUCGACGAGUCGCAGGUAGGCGUGGGCUCCAUCGCCGCGGGCGGGCGGUACGACAACCUCGUGGGCUCCUUCGUCGCGAGCGCGGCGGGCGACGAGAAGAAGGCGGCGAAGGGCGGGCUGCCGUGCAUCGGCGUGAGCUUCGGGCUCGACCGCGUGUUCGCGAUCGUCUGGCCGAAGUGGGUCGAGCGCGGCGUGCGCACGAAGGACACGCUCGUGUACGUCAUGAGCGCAGGCGACGGGCUGCUCGAGGAGCGCAUCGAGCUCGUGAGGGAGCUGCGCGAGGCGGGAAUCAAGGCGGACUUUUUGGCAAAGGCCAAGCCGAAGCUGCCUGCGCAGUUUUUGGCGGGUGAGAGGGACGAGGUGCCGUUUGCGGUCAUUUUGGGCGGGGAGGAGUUGGCGAAAGGACUGGUGACGGUGAAGGAGCAGCGGUGGGAGCUGGUGCCAGGCCAGGGCAAGCGGAAGAUUGAGAGUGCGGAUAAGGGAACGCAUGUGAAGAGGGAGGAGUUGAUUGACUGGCUCAAGAGUCGGGACGGUUGGAAAGCGUGGGUGGCGGGUGAGAGUUAG
This is a messenger RNA of Gloeophyllum trabeum ATCC 11539, 1773 nucleotides long. RefSeq names its product histidyl-tRNA synthetase. Gene Ontology annotation, cellular component: mitochondrion. The transcript has 6 exons. The record is from RefSeq and is a predicted model, not a curated record. Gene Ontology annotation, biological process: mitochondrial translation. Bases 1 to 1773 code for a protein of 590 amino acids. Lineage: Eukaryota; Fungi; Basidiomycota; Agaricomycetes; Gloeophyllales; Gloeophyllaceae.